UGAUCAGCUGUUUUAUGCGGCACUUUGCUUCCAAUUUUGCGAAAUAGAUUUUACGUAAAAAAGUGAAGAUAAAUUUUCAAGAAACAAAUAUAUUAUUGAAAUAUAUUAUAGAUUUUUAUUUAAAUAAAAUGUUAAAACACUCCCAACGUUUUUUAACAACUAUUGGCAGAAGCACAAUCAUUCAAUAUAAUGGCGUAAACUCUGUCCGAAAUUCAUUACAAAUACAACGUCGUUUCGCCGCUACAACUGAUCCAACGAAAGGCAAAGGUCCUAUAUCUUGGAAAAGUUUAGCAGUUAUCGGUGCGGUGGGUUCAAUAGGCUUAGCUUUUAUGUUGUAUGUUAAGAAAGAAAAGGAAGAUGCCUUAAUGCGUGAAAGAAAGCGACAAUUGGGUAAAGCAGCAAUUGGUGGACGUUGGGAAUUAAUUGAUGAUAAGGGUAUUUUACGUAAAUCUGAAGAAUUCCUCGGCAAAUGGUUACUAAUUUAUUUUGGUUUUACACAUUGUCCUGAUAUAUGCCCUGAUGAAUUAGAAAAAAUGGCUGGAGUUGUCGAUGAUAUAGACAAAUCUCCUAAUAUGCCAAAUAUUCAACCAAUAUUCAUUACUGUUGACCCAGAACGCGAUACCAAAGAAAUUGUUGGAAAAUAUGUUAAGGAGUUUUCUCCUAAGCUAUUGGGCUUGACUGGCACUGUAGAGCAAAUACGGAAUGUUUGUAAAGCUUUUCGUGUUUAUUUUAGUGCCGGACCACGUGACACAGAUAAUGAUUAUAUAGUCGAUCACACUAUUAUUAUGUAUUUGGUUAAUCCGGACGGUGAAUUUGUUGACUAUUAUGGCCAAAAUCGUGAUAAGGAUCAAUGUGUGAGCUCAAUUUUAGUAAACAUGUCCAAAUGGGAUCAAAUGAAUAAGAAAUCAUGGUUUAGCUAAAAUGUACAUAUUUUUACAUUGAUUUGUAAUUUACUUAAUUUAUAUUAUUAAAUUUAUAUUAUUAAUAUUAUGUUAUAUACAAAUGAAAUUGUUGCAUUUAACUUACCU
This is a messenger RNA of Teleopsis dalmanni, 1028 nucleotides long. RefSeq names its product protein SCO1 homolog, mitochondrial (gene Scox). Gene Ontology annotation, biological process: intracellular copper ion homeostasis; mitochondrial respiratory chain complex IV assembly. Bases 129 to 920 code for a protein of 263 amino acids. Lineage: Eukaryota; Metazoa; Arthropoda; Insecta; Diptera; Diopsidae. The transcript is spliced from 3 exons. Gene Ontology annotation, molecular function: copper chaperone activity; copper ion binding. The record is from RefSeq and is a predicted model, not a curated record. Gene Ontology annotation, cellular component: mitochondrial inner membrane.